AGAGAGGGAGAAUGGAAGCUAUAUAUGGUGUUUGAAGCAUUGUGAAGGGAGGUUAUUGGCUAUUGCAGAGAAUAUCUAAAAGGAGGAAGCUACAUGUGAGGACAUUUACUGUAGCCUUUCACAAUCAGCCAAUCAGCCCUCCCCCUGUCCAAGUGGCGUUAAUAACCAGACACUGAGAGGAAGCUACGGAGCAGAUGAAGAUGAAUCCAUGGACCCUCUCUGUGCUUCUGCUGCUAGCUGGGCCGCUGGGGGCGGACCCUGACUGGCACGUGGAGUACCCUGACUCCUUCUGCGUGGUGGAGGGCUCCACCGCCACCAUCCCCUGCAGCUUCACCCACCCCGCGGGGCACCGGGUGGAGCGGGUGGUCUGGUGCACCAAUCAGGUGUUCUGCAAUGACAUCACGUCCACGCCCAACGUGUACGACAGCAACGUCCGGGCCGACAGCAGGUUCCAGUACCUGGAGGACCUCGUCGGGAACUGCACCUUAAAGAUCAUCAAGACGGUGAAACAGGACGCUGCAACGUACCUCUUCCGCUUCGAGACCAACUACGAUAACUGGGCCGGACGGAAAGGAGUCGUAGUCAACGUCACUGAUGGAGAGGUUGUGAAGGUCAGAAGCUCCGUCACUGACCAUGUGGUGAAAGAGGGCGGUCAGGUCACACUCACCUGUACCUCAGCCUGCUCCUUCCACCAAUUGGACGUCCACUGGUACAGAAAUGGCCACGCCCUAUCAGAGACAGGCCCCGCCCUCCACCUCAGCGGUCUGUCCAAUGACGACGCAGGGAAUUACACCUGCUCUCUGGACUCCAGUGGGCGGAACACCUCUGCGCCUUGGUGUCUGGUCGUGGUGGAAGAUGAAGGAUUCCACAGGUCCGUCCACCUGAAGGUUGCCGUGGUGAAGGGCGUGGUGUUGGCGGUUCUCCUUCUCCUCCUGGCUGGGGUUGUCUUCGCUAAAUGGUUUUCAAACAAAACCAAACGUAUCUAAAAAAACUGUUUGUCGAAAUUGAAGUUGAUUAAAUUAACAUAUUUGUACACUUUUUUUUUUCAGAUUAAAAAAUAAUUUUUCCUUUUAAUGAAUGUGUUAAAGAUGAUUGUAUUUUAGAAUAAUUAUUUCGCCAUAUUGGAGUAAAUUCCGUUGACGUCCCUGUGAACUGUGGCUGACGGCUGGUCUCAGCAGCC
Messenger RNA from Gadus morhua (Atlantic cod), 1180 nucleotides. RefSeq names its product sialoadhesin-like. The coding region runs from base 195 to 986 and encodes 263 amino acids. NCBI's taxonomy places the organism in Eukaryota, Metazoa, Chordata, Actinopteri, Gadiformes, Gadidae. The transcript has 4 exons. The record is from RefSeq and is a predicted model, not a curated record.